Messenger RNA from Spea bombifrons (plains spadefoot toad), 3955 nucleotides. RefSeq names its product protein phosphatase 1 regulatory subunit 9A (gene PPP1R9A). The transcript has 18 exons. Bases 344 to 3718 code for a protein of 1124 amino acids. Gene Ontology annotation, cellular component: postsynaptic density; dendrite; cytoplasm. Gene Ontology annotation, molecular function: actin filament binding. The record is from RefSeq and is a predicted model, not a curated record. Gene Ontology annotation, biological process: neuron projection development; calcium-mediated signaling; actin filament organization. Lineage: Eukaryota; Metazoa; Chordata; Amphibia; Anura; Pelobatidae.
AGUGCUCAGGGAUUAAGAGCAUGAGAUUACAGGCUUCUGAUUCCUUGCAGCCAGGUUUGUAAAACAUAGCUCUGCAUAACGAUCUGCCUGGAUUACUUGCUUAUAUAGUGUAUGCUUGGGGAGCUGAAUACACUGAUGACCUGCUCACAUCAGAUGACUGCCAGAUGUAAGGAGGACUGCUCUGCUGGGCAUUAGCUUGUCUUCCCUGUGAAAUUUCGCUUGAUGAGAGGCAUGUAACUACGGUGUUAUUGUAUUUGUUCCUCAAGAAAAUAUAGAUGACAGAAAAACAUUGAAAAACAUUUUUUGGUCAUCAUGUACAUUGUGUUGAAGCACUGAAAUAAACAUGAUGAAAACCGAGGCUUCAGGAGAACGAUCCAACCUACGCAGUGCCUCACCCCACAGAAAUGCAUACAGAACCGAGUUCCAGGCUCUGAAAAGCACCUUUGAUAAGCCAAAAUCUGAUGGAGAAGAUAAAACAAGAAAUGAAGGGGAUACCCCUCAAACGCAACAGACUAGGGGGCGGAGGUAUGGAUCAAAUGUCAACAGAAUCAAGAAUCUCUUUAUGCAGAUGGGAAUGGAACCAAGUGAAAAUAAUGGUGUUCCUACAAAACAAAAGACCAAGACUACGCACUCAUCUCCACAAAGAAGAACUAAGCCAAAGGAAUUUUUGGAAAAGAAAGAAAACAGUGACGUAAAACCCAAAACUACUAUUUCUGAAAGGGUUAGCCGUUUUGACACUAUUGAUGGUUCAUAUUCUAAAUUUACAGAAACUAGGAAGAUGUUUGAGCACAGUAUUAAGGAUGCAGGGCAUUCUGGCCGCUAUUCCUCAAGGAAAGAUAGGCGAGGAUCAAAUGAGCUUCUAGAUGAAGGACGUGGAAGUAAAUCUAAUAGGGGCAGCAGUGAUUCAUUGGACAGUCUUAGUUCAAGGACAGAAGCUUUGUCACCAACAGUGAGCCAACUCAGUGCAGUGUUUGAAAAUAGUGAUUCGCAAAGUCCAAAUAUUCUGGACAAGAAUGAAAAUAAUGGGUAUUCAGUAACUGGUCAUUACCCGUUGAACAUAGCAACUUCUCCAGUUUCAGAUUUUGAAAGUUAUGGACAUGCAAAAGACCCAAAUUCUUGGGAUACUGACACUGAUUUAUGCACUGAUAUUACACACGUGAAGAACAAGUCUGCUUCACAAGAAGAUGUACAUAUUCAUAUUUCAACACUGACAAAGGAAAUAAAAAAGGAAAAGAGUGUCGGCUGCAGUACUUCUAACGAUAUCAUAUCUCCUGGGAGUGAACAUGGGGAUGAUGAUAGUGUUAAAGAUGGAUCUUGUGUUGGCUACAAUACAAAAAGAAGUGGACCCAAAACACAACAUAAUGAUCUGUCCGAAGAUUCUAUUAACACUUUUGAUAGGACUAAGUUAGGGGAACCACAAACAAAUUCAGAAACCCAUGACAAUUUUACAGCCAAUAGAAGCUCUGUUUCACCAACCUCUCUAGAUGUUGGUACAAGUAUGAGUGAACCCAUUGGAGAUAUGAACAGCUACUCAAAUACUCAAACAUAUCAACACUCUGACUAUAAUGUUUACAGAGUACGGUCAAGGUAUAAUACAGAGUGGGAGGAAACAGAACAAGAUGAGGAUGAUGACAGUGAUGAAAAUAAAUGUUAUGAACCUGACAUGGAGUUCUAUGAGGUCCCUGGAUUGCCAGAGGAGGAUGAGUUUCCACCUAAACGGAAGAUUCAGUUCAGUAAAGCGCCUAUCAAAGUAUUUAACACAUAUUCAAAUGAGGAUUAUGAUAGACGGAAUGACGAGGUGGACCCGGUCGCUGCAUCGGCUGAAUACGAGCUUGAAAAACGGGUGGAAAAGCUUGACUUGUUCCCAGUGGACUUAGAAAAAGAUGACGACGGCCUCGGUGUCAGCAUUAUCGGCAUGGGAGUUGGAGCAGACACUGGUCUGGAAAAACUUGGAAUAUUUGUCAAAACAGUCACCGAAGGAGGGGCUGCACAGAGGGAUGGGAGAAUCCUUGUCAAUGACCAAAUCUUGGAAGUCGAUGGAAUAAGUCUGGUUGGCGUAACGCAGAACUUCGCAGCUACUGUUCUUCGUAACACAAAAGGGAAAGUCAGAUUUAUUAUAGGACGGGAAAAACCAGGACAGAUUAGUGAGGUUGCCCAGCUAAUAAGUCAGACUCUUGAACAAGAGCGGCGCCAGAGAGAGAUGAUGGAACAACAUUAUGCUCAGUAUGAUGCGGAUGACGACGAGACAGGAGAAUAUGCUACCGAUGAGGAAGAAGAAGAUGUGGGCCCUGUUAUUCCAGGCAGGGAGAUGGCGAUAGAGGUUUUUGAACUCCCUGAAAAUGAUGAAAUGUUUUCCUCAGAUUUGGAUGCGACAAAGCUAGCUCAUAAAUUCAAAGAGUUACAGAUAAAGCAUGCGGUCACGGAAGCCGAGAUCCAGAAGCUAAAGACUAAGUUGCAAGCUGCAGAAAAUGAAAAAGUGAGGUGGGAGCUGGAAAAGACACAACUUCAACAAAACAUUGAAGAGAACAAGGAUAGGAUGAUGAAGUUGGAAAGCUACUGGAUCGAAGCCCAAACCUUGUGCCAUACUGUGAACGAGCACCUCAAGGAGACGCAAAGUCAGUACCAGGCCCUGGAGAAAAAAUACAACAAAGCAAAGAAGUUGAUCAAGGAUUUUCAGCAGAAGGAGGUGGACUUUAUGAAACGUCAAGAAGCCGAAAAGAAAAAAAUCGAAGACAUGGAGAAGCUUCAUCUCGCAGAAGUUCAGAACCUGCAGUCUCGUAUUAGGGACCUCGAGGCAGAAGUAUUUAGGCUUCUCAAGCAAAAUGGAAGUCAAGUUAACAAUAACAACAACAUUUUUGAAAGCAGGACAUCCCUUGGAGAAGAUUCAAGUGGGGUUUCAGCUGAGAACUUGGAUGAACAACAAGAGCUGAGCUCGGAUGGCUUAAAGGAAGAAGGAGCAGUGAAGGGAGGAGAUACCGAUGAUGUAUUUGAUUUUAAUGAAGUUCCGGAAACAGAAAGGUUGGACUCCAAAGCCCUCAAAACAAGGGCUCAACUCAUCGUGAAGAGCAAACGUCAGAAACCGUCUCGAUCAAGAUUGUGUGAUAGCAUUAGUUCUACUGAUGGUGAAGACAGCAUUGAACGGAAGCGUUAUUGGCCACCAAUAAAUCGUUAUUCAUGUCGCUUGAACUUCACAUUGAGCGAUGACUUCAGUGGCAGCAGUGCCAGCUCAGCUGAGCUAAGCGGCCUUAUUGCCGAAUCAAAAAGAGCAGAACGUUCUCAUUCUUUGGCGCUGUCUUCGGAUGAGAGCCUGGACAUGAUAGAUGAUGAGAUUCUUGAUGAAGGCCAGUCACCCAAGCAUAACCAUUGGCAAAGCCAUAGAGUUCUGGAAUGGACCACACAACAGGUGGUUGAUUGGCUAAGGAACGUGAACCUUGAACACUGUGUUCCGGUAUUUACAGCCCAAAAUAUUAAUGGUGAACAGCUUCUUCAGAUGGAUGGCACAAAACUUAAGGCUUUAGGUAUCAAUUCUCAAGAAAGAACAGUUAUUAAAAAGAAGAUCAAAGACAUGAAAUUGUCAAUGGAGAAAGUUCAGAAAAACCAAGAAAAAAUGGAGAAGCAAAGAGAAAGACUUAGAAAGAAAGAGCAGGAACAACAGCAGCACAAUGCAAAGCACGAAAGAACGUCCUCAGAUGACAUCAGAGACCCAAAAGAGCCGUGAACAGUAACCCACAAAUGUGGCUAAGACAUUUAGACAACAGAAUCUCCAUGUGUUCUACAAUAUGUACAGAAAUAUUUAUGGUGAAAUACUGGCAUCGGAUAUGGAAGAUUCUAUUUGAAAGACAUUAUUUUCUAAAAUGAUCAUUUUUUGUUAGCCAAAAGGGAUUAAAUUGCUGUUAUGAUUUCAUAAGAUUCUUUGGUUCAGUGCCGCGUGCUGUGCAAACAAGUCUUGAUAGCU